Messenger RNA from Didymodactylos carnosus, 1213 nucleotides. The record is from the annotation of a GenBank genome assembly. NCBI's taxonomy places the organism in Eukaryota, Metazoa, Rotifera, Eurotatoria, Philodinida, Philodinidae.
GUAAGUGUUUAAACAAAAAAAAUAUAAAUUGGGUUUUUCUUCAUUUUCGCACCACUUUUCUAGCACAUGUUCACGUGCCUAGUCAAAAUUAUCCACUGUGCGUUUUCAAGUGUAGAAGGUGAAGGCAUGGUGGCAGAUAAAUUGUUGAAAGCUAGAAAAUUAAGUAAUAGUACGUUUUUUAGAAACUUUAUAUUUUAAAAUGAAUCAUAGUUACAGACUAAGGAAGCGGCUAAGAUACAAAAUAUAAAAUAUAUUUUGUUUUCGUAUGAACAACUGUUAAUAUAUUCUACAUUAAACAUAUAUUUUUACUCAUUUUCUUUUAGGUAUUACAUUCUAUGAUUUAUGUAAAGACUUGAAGAAUAGCAUGAGUGUAUCUAAUGUAAUUCAAUCGUUGUAUUUAUUAUUAAAAUAUGGUCUUGUCAUUGUUGCUGGAAAUGUAACACGUUUAUUUAUAAAUAGAAAAUUUGCUCGAUCAUGGUUAAUAUGUUCAAUUCGUUUUCAAGAUAAUAUUUUUGAUAAAAUGGAUUUGGAUAAAACAAGUUUAGAAACAUAUUUGACAACAACUGUAGCUGAAACAUCUGUGGAUGUUUGUGAUAUUAAUGAGAUUAAAAAUUUGCAUACAACAACAACGAGCAACAAAUUAGCUACUGAUCAAUUUCAACAUAUUUAUUAUACUCCUCGUCCAUGGAAAUUUGUUGAUGGUCAUAUCAAUUUUAUUGUUUUACAACGUAUGAUGGAAUCUGUACUACUUUUUGUUAUUGAUCAUCCAGGGAUAUCAAUCGAUUCAUUAUACGAUCAUUAUCAAAGUGUUUUGUUACCAAUAGCUAUUCAAGAUUUAGUUGAAUUAUUUGAACAAAUUCAAUGUUUAACAACUAUACGUGUGAGAAAAACACGACAAGAAAAAAUUAAUCUUUAUUCAAAUGAAGAUGAGGAUGAUGCAGAAAUUGAAGAUGAUUUUUCACAAGAUGAUGAACCAUUAGGAAAUGAUGAUGAUGAUGAUGAUAGUGAUGAUGACCUUUUGCAUUUAAAACAAAUUUUACUAAAAACACACUAUGAUCAUAAAACGACGACUAUCUAUUGUUUUCCAACAUACGAUUGUAUGAUUAAAUUUGGUCUCACAUUUCCUACAAAUUCAUCAACGUCAUCUGAAAGCGAACAUCAACAACAAUUUUUUGGAAAAAUGUCAUUUUCAGGCGCAUUUGCUACGAAAUGA